Messenger RNA from Suillus subaureus, 1086 nucleotides. RefSeq lists its product as uncharacterized. NCBI's taxonomy places the organism in Eukaryota, Fungi, Basidiomycota, Agaricomycetes, Boletales, Suillaceae. Bases 1 to 1086 code for a protein of 361 amino acids. The record is from RefSeq and is a predicted model, not a curated record. The transcript is spliced from 4 exons.
AUGGUCCCCCUUAUCAUCUUCAUGGACAACAUUUCCAGCAACAUAUCAAAACAAUGGAACAAACACCACACAAUCUACAUGUCAAAUGUGAACCUCCCACAUGAAAUGCUAGAGAAAGAGUUUUUUGUGCACUUCGUUAUGUCCUCACCACAUGCCGCUCCCAUGGAGCUUAUGUGGGCAAUGAAACAGUUCAUUUGUAAUGCAGCUACAUCUGGGGUCGCUGCAUGGGAUUGCAAAGACAACAAAGAAGUGUUAUUGAUCCCAUGUGGGCUUUUCAUUGCUGGUGACAACCCAAUGCAAGCAGAAGAAUGUAGUCAUUCAGGAUUGAACUGCAACUACUUCUGCCAGACAUGUGACAUUGGUGGAACAAAGGAGUACAAAGCAUCUAAGGAUGGCUAUAGCAGCUUGUUUGCAUCAGGCAAUCUUCAAACACCAGAAGGCACUGCUGUGAACAUCUGGGAACAGUUUGAGAUGGCGCUGAAGCCUGGUGCUACUGAGAAAAUCAAGAAUUUGGUAUCAAUGACAGGCAUCUGUGAUACAGCCUUGAAUUCCAUUAUGAACACUCUUGUAGAACUUGAAAAGAAGCUUCGAAAAUGUACAGUUGGCACUCAAGCAAAGUCUGAAGCUGAAGUCACAGCUGCACUGGAGAGAGAAUUUGAAGAGCUUCUACAAGGUGACAAGCUCAAAGACACCCUCAACCCAUUAUUGGGAAUGAAUGGGCUUGACAUCCACAUGGAUACACCAACAGAAAUACUGCACACUGUGCUACUUGGCAUUGUGAAGUAUUUUUGGGGACAAACUGUAUUUUUACUUGACAAAGCAAAGCUUAUGGACAUUUUUCAAACCUGUCUCCAGUCUGUUGACACAGAUGGACUGAAUGCUCCAUGCUUGAAUGCAGGAUACAUCUGUCAUUACAAGGGUAGUCUGAUUGGAAAGCACUUCAAGAGCCUGUCGCAGGUGAUGCCAUUCAUAAUCUAUGACCUUGUCCCUUCAACAGUCCUCAAUGCCUGGACAAUAAUGGGCAAACUCAUUGUACUCAUCUGGCACACAAAGAUUCUGAAUACCAAAGCCUAUCUUGUAGGUUAA